Molecule: messenger RNA, 2755 nt
Organism: Oncorhynchus masou masou (cherry salmon)
Lineage: Eukaryota; Metazoa; Chordata; Actinopteri; Salmoniformes; Salmonidae
Product: toll-like receptor 13
Biological process (GO): inflammatory response; toll-like receptor signaling pathway; immune response
Cellular component (GO): plasma membrane
Molecular function (GO): transmembrane signaling receptor activity; protein binding
Source: RefSeq, a predicted model, not a curated record
AGUAUGCUUUGUGACAUUCAAAAGGGUCCCGUUCUGUGGCUGAAAAAACUGCGCCUGUUAAGCUUUCAAAUCCCAAACAUCACCUCAGAGCAGUUUGGUUGCUUGAAGAAUCUGAAACAGCUGAUUUUGUCAGGAAAUCAGAUUACCACUGUUGCAGACUUUACAUUUAAGGAACUAGCUAAAUUGAGGUUCUUAGACCUACGGAAUAACAAGAUCUCUCAGAUAACAGAGAACAGUUUCUUUGGCCUGCAUUGCUUGGAAACCCUAAAUCUGGAACUAAACCCACUUGAAACGAUUGAAGCAUUUACCUUCAUCCACCUCACUUUGCUGAAGCACAUAUGUUUAGGGGACUUUCAACCUUUGCCUAGUGAGUUGGAGAGUAGCGUGAAUGUGAAUCUGACACACAUAUUUGGUGUGUUCCCUCAAGGGUUAAUGCACAUGAACAUUUCUUCCAUGUGGUACACCCUCAACAUCAUCAUCAGCAGCAACAGCACCCCAAAACCAGGGAUUUCCCUUCAGCUCAGUGCCACAACUGUAUUCUUCCAGGACUGCUGGAGACCGUUUUUCCAGUCCGUCGUCAGCCUCACAGCCAUAACGGAACGCCUCCUGUGUGGGUCUCAUUUUGCCGCAAGAUACUUCACCUCCCUACAGUACUUUGGCUUCAAUUCUGUGCUGUCAGCUGCAUUUGACCUGAACACACUUGUGGAGAUGAGGUAUCUGACGCUAAUGGGAGUGGAACUCUACCGGCAGCCAGGGCUGGCCACUAUGUUCCACAACCUCACCAAGCUGGAGACCCUGAACCUGGUCACCUGCAGGAUCCUCAGUCUGGAGGAGGAGAUGAACAGAGACCUGCAUUCCCUCAGACAGAUGUCAGUCCACAUCCCAGAGGAGUUCAGUGUGAUGGAGAGCUUCACAGAGCCGCUGACCAACCUGAGGUACCUGCUACUCUACAAUUUUCGCUUGGACUGCAGCUGUGACAAUACCUGGCUGCUCGCCUGGGCUGAAAGACAGAUACAUGUCCAGGUCGUAUUUUAUCACCCUGGGGAAGCAGACGUGACAUGUAAAAAUGAGAAUGGAAUCCAGGACUUUGUCAGGUACUCAGCAGCUAACUGUUCCCUGGAUGUGGGCUUUGUCCUGUUCCUCUGCACCUCGCUGGGCCUGCUCAUCUUCAUGCUGGUGGUGCUGCUCCAUCAGCUGGCUCGGGAAUACCUGCUGGCCUUCUGCCACAUCAUCCGCUGCUGGCUGGAAGAGGCUGUACGGAGGCCCAACCUCAGGGGGCGCUACUGAUAUGGCUUUGUGUCGUACAUUGGGAGAGACAAGCACUGGGUGGUGGAGCAGCUGCUUCCGGGCCUGGAGCAGAGGGGGCCUCCCUUCCUGCGUCUAUGUCUGCACAGCAGGGACUUCCAGUUGGGGAAGGACAUUGUGGACAACAUCACAGACAGCCUCUACGGCAGCCGCUACACCGUGUGUGUGGUGAGUCAUAACUACCUGCGCAGUAACUGGUGCUCCCUGGAGCUGCGGCUGGCCACCCUCCGACUGCUGGUAGAGCAAAGGGACAUCCUUAUCUUGGUCUUCCUGGAGGACAUCCCUCCUCGCCAGCUGUCUGCCCACCACCGCCUGGCCAGGCUGGUCAAGACCAGGACCUACUUGGACUGGCCCCAGGACCAGGCCAUGCAGCCUGCCUUCUGGGAUCGUCUGUGGACCAAACUGGUCCCUCCUGAACCACACCCUAGCCAGUGACCAGAUACAGUACUACACUCUUUUUAAAGGGGUUCUAAAAGGGGUCUUUGUUGGGUGAAAAGGUUCUACCUGGAACCAUAAAGGGUUCUCCUUCAGAGAUGAGCAAAUACCUCUUUAGGGUUUUAGAGAGCACCUUUUUUUGUGUACAUGUCUAGACAGUGGUAUUCUGCUUCCAAUUAACUUUGAAUGAACUGUGUGGAUGCAAUGACCAACCGUUGUCAACAGCAGAGGGAGACAAAGACCUUCAAUCAUAUACAGUACACAGACUUCCGAUGUUCAAAAUAUGUUUGCAGCAAAAAAAGGAAACACCUUCUCAUCUAACAAUGACGUUUAUGGCUUUGCAUACAUUUUUAUUAUUGGAUUCAAUAACAUGUUCCGUCUCUCUCUCCUGUCUUCUUCUAGCGUUGCAUUACUGUAAGACACAGAUGUAUGAUACAGCUGAUUUUCUCUGGUCACCAUCUCAGCAAAGCCACAUACUGGAAACUCACUUCGGGGGGGUUCUACUCAGCUAACAUGUGGAAUUGUUUUAAGAUGUUGAUACCAUGGAUCAUUUAGUUAUUUGAUUUUGAGGUAUAACACAAAAAAAACGGAGAACACCAUCGCGUUUGUGAGUGUCUCAUCUUUCCAUAGAGUGGUCAUAUUAGUUGGCCAAACCGUUCGGACGCUACAGAAAUUUCUGCGAGUAGACCAAUUUUUGGGAUGUCUCAUGGUCUGACAAACACCGCUGUAGGUCGGCCACUUUCUACUGCAGAUGCGGAAGGCCUGCAUAAGUGGAUAUCUCUAGCUUUAAUUGGUGGAUUUUUAUGGGGAUUUUUUUAUUAUGUUACUUAGAUUCACGCAUGUGUGCAUCAGUAGACUCUUAAGGAUCAACAGAAGAAGUGAUCUUGAAUGUAGCCUGGCCCCAUAUCUUUCUGUGCUGUCUUAACAACGUGGUCAUGUCACUGACCCAUAGGAUUUGGAAAGACACCACAAACAGAUCUGAGACCAGGCUAUCUUGAAUGAGGCUGAUUUAAUG